AGGUGGAGGGAGGCAGAUGUUCAAUGUUGGACAACAAUAUCGGUCUUAUAGUCAGUCUGAGCACUUGUUUCCUGCUACCUUUUCCUCGAGCUCGCUAAAAUUUUACACGUCACCAAGUUGUCAAGAAAUCGAGAAGUAUAUUGUUGAAAACAAAUCACAGAGUUUGAGCUCUCGUAACGAAGUAUAAAGUGGAUUAGUGGCAAUCGAGGACAUUUCCUGAGACAUCAUCAAAGGAACUAACUCGUGAAGCGCCAGGAUGCGAGUCAGCGGCCGGGCGAAGGUGGCGUCGGUCGCCGUCCUGUUCUGCCUCUACUGGUCUGGCUUCUUGGCCUUCGCGGUCCGGUUCCUCGGUGCGGGUCUCGUCUCUCGCUUCAGCGCUGGCGAGUCCUUUGUGGAGGGGGAGGGCACCGCGAAGGACGACCUGCUGGGGGCGGCGGAGAAGGCGAUAAGGAGGGACACAGA
Molecule: messenger RNA, 462 nt
Organism: Penaeus monodon (black tiger shrimp)
Lineage: Eukaryota; Metazoa; Arthropoda; Malacostraca; Decapoda; Penaeidae
Source: RefSeq, a predicted model, not a curated record